AUGAGUGACGCGAAGGAUGUCAAGGUCGAGGUCGACAAGCAGAAGCGGGCCAGGAAGGAGCUGCCGCCCAUCAAGCGCAGCGUGGUCCUCUUCUGCUGCGUCCUGCUCCUCACCGUGAUGCUCGGCUGCAUGGUGUGGGCGGCGGUCGUGACCGCGAAGUGGGAUGCCGAGAAGGACGAGGAGCGAGCCAGGAACUCGUUCGACCCUUUCACGGUCGACAACUGGCAGUAUGGGGAUCUGCUGGGGCCCCAGAUCUGGCCGGAUGCCUGCGUGACGGGCACUUCACAGUCGCCGAUCGACAUCCGAGUUGCCGGGCAGGGCGGGUUCACAGCCAGCACGCCCAUCACCAUCACUUACGCGAACCCCACCAACACAAUUUCAGGGAGCGUGACGGAUUCCGGCAAGGGAGCCAUGCAGGCCAACGUCUCUCCCGGGCAGACGCUGACCCUGCGUUCGUCGAACGAGGUCUACACGCUCGUCUCCAUCACGUGCCACGGCCCGAGCGACCACACGCGGGACGGCCGCGGCGCUGACGCCGAGUGCCAGUUCACGCACGAGGCAACCAUCGACGGCGCGAAAAAGACCGCGAUCCUCUCCGUCUUCCUCACGGCCACGGACGGCAUCCCCGCGAACGUCGGCUUCGAUCUUCUGCUCAAGAACGCGCCGUCCAAGAGCGCUGCUGGCAACCGUCGCAUGCGCAACCUCCUGCAGAACAACGCGUUCAACAACGUCGCCAUCAACAGCCUCCUGCCGCAGACCACCUCGUACGCCGUCUACACCGGCUCGCUGACGCAGCCGCCGUGCACCGAGGGCGUCACCUGGGUGGUCAUGCUUGCCGACGUCCAGGUGACGCCGCUGCAGAUCCUCGAGCUGCUGCGCUACGUCGGCAACACCGAGCUGGGCCUCAACAACCGGCCGACGCAGGCCCUCAACGGCCGGACCAUCUCCUACUUCAGCGGGGGGCGCUAG
This is a messenger RNA of Pedinophyceae sp. YPF-701, 969 nucleotides long. Lineage: Eukaryota; Viridiplantae; Chlorophyta; Pedinophyceae. The record is from the annotation of a GenBank genome assembly.